UGCUAAGCUUUGGAAAUGUUACUUCUGCACUUUGUUAUUCAAACUUUAUUGGCCCUCUCUUUGGCAGAUUAUCAGCUGAACAAAUCAGGACGCACAGAUUUGAGAGGAAUAAAAGAUGGCACGGCAAAGGCUAUGCUCACAAGAGGCCUUCACGAGCAAAACAGAACUUAUUUUAACAGAGAGGAGAAUUUAAUUCGGGUGCCUCAUAAGAUAGAAAAGAUAGAAAGUAUAUUCAGGCACAAAACUAUUAAAUCACCGAAAAGAACUAUCCAGAAGAUAAUAAGAAAAGGAAAGGAUAAAGUUAGAAGAACGUACGCAGUGAAGAUCGAAUCUACCGCGCCUCCGCGGAUUAUAGAAAUAAGCCAAGAAGAAUUCACCACAGAAAAAACUUAUCAUAGAAAAAACAAAGUACAAAAAUCUCCAAAAACUUCACCGAAGGUAGUUCGAAACAAACUAUUCCAUUUUCAAACGCACAAAAGGAAUAAAAGGGAUACACGGGAACUGUACAUUUUGAAAGAUUUCGACGAGAUGGAAUUUGUGAAGAAUAAGAAAGAUUACGACGAAGUCAACGCACAUGUAAAGAAAUAUUGGUAGAAUAAAUAAUGGUUUAAAAAAACUA
Aricia agestis (brown argus) is the source of this 619-nucleotide messenger RNA. RefSeq lists its product as uncharacterized. Lineage: Eukaryota; Metazoa; Arthropoda; Insecta; Lepidoptera; Lycaenidae. The transcript is spliced from 3 exons. The record is from RefSeq and is a predicted model, not a curated record. Bases 16 to 594 code for a protein of 192 amino acids.